Messenger RNA from Cinclus cinclus, 3209 nucleotides. RefSeq names its product NOP2/Sun RNA methyltransferase 6 (gene NSUN6). The transcript has 14 exons. The coding region runs from base 365 to 1831 and encodes 488 amino acids. Gene Ontology annotation, molecular function: methyltransferase activity; RNA binding. NCBI's taxonomy places the organism in Eukaryota, Metazoa, Chordata, Aves, Passeriformes, Cinclidae. The record is from RefSeq and is a predicted model, not a curated record. Gene Ontology annotation, biological process: RNA methylation.
CCAUAUUCCGCUUCCUAUAAGUGAGCCGUCUGUCGUUUUCCUCGCGUGGGAGAGGGUGGGCAGGGAGGUUUGGAACUCUUGCCCGGUAUCUCUGGUGCUGGCUGCGUGUGACUGAUCGCACUGCCUGUGUAGAUCAAAGCCCUGGUCCGGCUUCGCGUUCCCCGCAGAGAGGCACAUGAAAAUCAGUGGCUUUCUUCUGAAGUCCGUCAUGCCUUUUCUGGGGCGAGGUGUACGGCACACCGGGUCUGGAGAAAAAACCGACUCUCAGCUGCUAAUGUUGCAAAUAAGGCUUUGAAACUCUUACCCGUGAAACUUUGUCUGGACUCAAAAUUCCUAUCCAGCAGAUUUUAAAAACUAAAGGAAGAUGUCCUUUUUCCCUAAAAUUGCUUUCCAAUAUGAAGUUGAAGAGUAUCUCACCAAAGUGUUCAGAAAUAACGAGCUUAUCACUGCUUUAGGUGCACAAGAGGCAGAGAAUAAAUACCAAUCUCUGUUAAGUCAUCUAUCUCAUCCACCAGCUUUUACAACUGUAAGAGUAAAUACCCACUUGGCCUCAGUGAAACAUGUGAAAAAAUUGCUGUUUGAAGAGAUCCAGAAGGAGCCAAGACAUUUCUGUGAUGCAGAGGCAGUUGACAGUGUUCUGCUGGCUGGGAUGCAGUUUAAAGGACUACAUGUUCCAGUUCUUGAGCACCCAAAACUUCAGGACAUUUUAUUAAUUCCUGUCAUUGGACCCAGACGAGAUUUAAAAAAACAUGCCUCUGAAGUCAUAGUUGGAGCCCAGUGUGGAUAUGCAGUACUUCGAGGAGCUCAUGUUUAUGUCCCUGGAAUUGUAUCCACCUCAAGAUUUGUGAAAGCUGGAGAUGUGGUUUCAGUGUAUUCAGAUAUUGAAGGGAAAUGCAAAAGAGGAGCCAAAGAAUUCGAUGGAGUCAAAGUUUUCCUUGGAAAUGGGAUCUCAGAACUCAGUCGCAGUGAAAUCUUCAGUUCAAGUGGCCCAUUGAAGGGGCUGGGUAUAAGAAUGAUCGAGCCAGUCUACCUUAGUCCUUCAUUUGACAAUGUGCUCCCCAGUCAUUUAUUUUUACAGAAUUUACCUUCUGUGGUUGUGAGCCAUAUUUUAGACCCUCAGCCAGGAGAGAAAAUUUUGGAUAUGUGUGCUGCACCUGGAGGAAAAACAACCCACCUUGCAACAUUAAUGCAUGAUCAGGGUGAAGUAAUAGCCAUGGACAAGACAGCUAACAAGGUCAAGAAAAUCAAGCAGAAUGCUGAAUUGCUACAGUUGAAUUGCAUUAAGGCCUUUUGCUAUGAUGGAACAAAGGCCCUUUCAGUUGAGAAGAGGGAAGAUAAACAAGAAGGGCCUCCAUUCUUACCAGAGUCAUUUGAUCGAAUUCUUCUUGAUGCUCCAUGUAGUGGGAUGGGACAGAGACCAAACAUGGCUUAUUCCUCAACUUUAAAGGAAUUGACCUCGUAUCAGCCACUACAGCGCAAGCUUUUCACUGUGGCAGUGAAGUUGCUGAAGCCAGGAGGUGUUUUGGUAUAUAGUACAUGUACAAUUACACUUUCAGAAAAUGAGGAGCAAGUUGCUUGGGCCCUGAAAACUUUUCCAUGCCUCCAGCUUCAUCCACAGGAACCUCACAUUGGAGGAGAAGGCAUGAAGGGAGCUGGAUUAACACUUGAUCAGUUGAAGCUGCUGCAGAGAUUUGAUCCAUCUGCUGUGACAUUGCAAGGAAUGGAUAUUAAUUCUUUGCAAGAUUCCAGAGAAGAUGACCUGAUUUCAUCGGCAAAUAAGGACUGUAUAGGAUUUUUCAUUGCCAAAUUUAUUAAAUUGAACAGUAAAUAAGGAUUUGGGAAUGCAACCUGAAAAAAUACCUCAGUGAGUCUAAGAACAGUUCAGACGUGAAGUGCCUUUCUUCCUGCUGCAAUGUUACCAAGCCAACAGGCUGACGGCAGGGUUGCUAUGGCAGCAACUAAAAUCUGCCAGCUGUUCUGAUGGGAAAGAGCCACAGGUUGCAGCAGAAAAGUCAUGUUUGGGGGAAGGGUAGUGUCAUUUAUAACUCUCCUUUUGUAUUUACAGCAGGUCAGUGCCUGAAUGACAACUGUGUUCACUCAUACUGCUGUCUGCUCUGUUUUCCCCUUAUCUGGUGCAGCAAGUGUAGGAAGGGGAUGUAAGCUGCUUUAUGAAAUGCAAACAUAAAUAAAAUAGGAACUAUUACAAUGAAUUUUGGAAAGGGUAUUUUCUGUGGAGGUUUACCAAUAUUCAGUUUCCUUAAAUAGUGCUUCUCAAAACACUGCAACAUUUUACAAAGAACUGUUUUAUAAAUUGAUACUUAGAACCUCAUUUCUCUUUUAUUUUAAUACAAGCAAGAUUCUCUGUACACAUAGUAUAUACACAAAAUACGAUUAGGCUUUGUAGCAUGUCUUUUAUAGCAGCAUGAAUAUAUUAAACCAUCUCACUCUGGGAAUGUAAAUAAAUAUUGUUUCAACAUCAAACUUCCCAUGCAUAAACUGUAUCGGUUCUGAAAUAGCCUAUUGGACUGGCUGACAAGUGACAGUUUCAAAAUCAAACAUUCGUAACAGAAGGGGCUACAGUUAUAACAAAAUAUUAUGAAUAUAUCAAAAGACAGAAAACAAUGCAUAAUACCAUCUGAAAUGUUGCAAAUCACCUUCCAAACAUCUAAGGAUAUUAACCCUUUAUUGGUUAGAAAGUAUCACCAGCUAAAAUAAUGAAAAUUGAAACUGGGGAAGCAUGCUAAUGCCUUAGUACGUUGCUCAAGGUUUAAAUAAUCUAAAUUUCUUAAUGAUGUUAGAUGUAUUUGAAAAUUCUUCAGUUCCAGUUUGAAUAUUCUCAGUCCUGCUGGAACUGACAAUAGCACUAAAAUUAGAAGGAAGGCUGAGGACAAUGGAAAAACACAAGCUGACAUCUCUGUAUGUUUGGUGUUUUCCUCUUACUUAUCAAUUUCCAGUUUUACAAACCAUUUUCUGAAAAAUGUCUUUUCACACAUAAUUAUUUGGUUGGAUUAAAAAGAGCAAUAGUUCUUUUAUCAUUUGUCUUUCUACUGUCAGAAAAAAAGAGCUUUUUGUAUUUGCUCGCAAUCAAAAUUAUUUUUCUUGGUAGUCUGGUUUGUUUACUUGUAUUUUCCAUAAAUGUUUUGAUACAGUAUGUUUUCUCCUGCUCUUGAAUAAAAAUCAAAUGUUUCUUCUGUCCUGCCAAGGCUGAC